Messenger RNA from Drosophila rhopaloa, 2293 nucleotides. Its product is annotated as nose resistant to fluoxetine protein 6. The coding region runs from base 11 to 2179 and encodes 722 amino acids. NCBI's taxonomy places the organism in Eukaryota, Metazoa, Arthropoda, Insecta, Diptera, Drosophilidae. The record is from RefSeq and is a predicted model, not a curated record. The transcript is spliced from 8 exons. Gene Ontology annotation, molecular function: acyltransferase activity, transferring groups other than amino-acyl groups.
UCCGAGCAACAUGGUUAGGCUGGCAAUAACCCUGUGGCUGAGCGUUCUGGCCUUGGCCACCGUUAAUGCCGAAAUUGAAAACAUAUUUGCUCUAGCCAAUAAGCAACUCCUUACCGAAGACUUGGCCGUGGAUGUGGAUCGUUACUUGGCCGUUUCCAAGCUAAGACGCUUGGCAGUGGAGUUCUUCGACUACUAUUCCAAUGUAACACUGGCGGAUCUGAAUGUUGGGGAUCAGCACUCGAGGCUGCCUACAUUGCAGGACAUGGAAUGCCUAGCAGACUUGGCGGUCGUAACCAGAGACCUAUCGUCUUUUAAAGUCUGGGCGUUGAAGAUGAUCGAUUCGUGGGGCCUGCUGCCUGCGGGAGUGCUGGUGGGAAACUUUUGGGACUUGGGCAACUUUGAUGAGUGCAUUGGCAUAGCCCACGCUGUGACCACCAGACACAGUGUCAAGGGCAAGUAUUGCCUUACCAAGUUGGUUCCGAGCGUGUCGUUGAAUGUGGCCAUUAAGACGGCCGUCUGUUUUCCCGCCUCCUGUUCCGCCGCCAACAUGGACACGAUGCUGAAAAGACUCUUCCAGAACCUCCUCAACGUGGAGAUCGGCACAGAGGUGCAAAUAGUGGACGAGGCUACGUGUCAGACCUCGGCGACGAAGCCCUACGAUGGCCUCACCAUUUUCACCAUAGUCGCUCUGUCGAUACUGGGUGCUCUAGUGGGACUCUCCACGAUUUAUGAUUACUUCUUUUGCCAGGACGAGAAAACCAUUAAUCCAGUAGUCAAAGCUUUCUCGGCGCGUUCCAAUUCGCGGGCUCUAUUCAAAAUUGUGGACACCAAUUCGAACCCCAAUGUCAUCGACUGUCUUAAUGGAAUCCGUUGUCUUUCGUUCAUCUGGGUGGUCUUCGGUCAUGAAUACCUCGUGUUUGCCAUGUCACCCAACAUAAACAUGGCCGACGCUUUGAAGUGGAUGAACUCCAUCUUCAGUAUGUUUGUGUUACAUGGGAUCUAUGCUGUGGACACGUUUUUCUUCUUGAGCGGUCUAUUGCUCGUUGUGAUUGCCCUGAGAUCGAUGGACAAAACCAAGGGAAAGCUAAACAUUCCAAUGAUGUAUCUGCAUCGUUAUCUCCGCCUCACCCCCAUCCUGGCCUUCGCCAUUCUUAUCUACAUGAAGAUUCUGCCACUCCUGGGAAAUGGCCCGCUGCAGGGAUCAGUGAACUUCGACGAUUACUCAUCGUGCGAGAACACCUGGUACUGGACGCUUCUAUAUGUGCAAAACUAUGCCACUAAUGAUCUGUGUAUCAGCCAUUCGUGGUAUUUGGCCGUCGACAUGCAGCUGUAUAUAUUCGCACCCUUCCUUCUAAUCGCCCUGUACAAAUGGGGCAAGAAGGCGGCUGCCGGAAUCUUUAUCCUUAUGUUGCUCCUGGCAUGCUGUCUCUUCAGCAUAAUGGUCAUCAACAAUCUAUCCCUGGGUGGCCAAGGUACUGGAGCCAUGAAGAGACUCUACUAUGCAACGAACACUAGGGCCUCGCCCUAUCUCAUUGGCAUCUUGUUUGGGUACUUCCUGCACACCAACCGGGGCAAGGACUUCAAGCUGAACCGUCUCACAGUCCUCGUGGGCUGGCUGGUUGGCUUGGCCCUGAUCUUCACCUGCUUGUUUGCGGUCUAUGGCCAGGGUUCGUUGCCCAUUGUGGAGGAGGCCUCCUAUGUGACCCUAUCCCGGAUCGCCUGGCCCCUGGGCCUCUGCUGGGUGGUGUUUGCCUGCAUGCACGGCUACGGAGGACUGGCCAGCGGCUUCCUUUCCUCCCCGCUGUGGCAGCCCUUGUCCAAGCUCUCCUAUUCCGCCUACAUAUUCCACAUGUUCAUCGAGGGUCUCAACGGAGGAAUAACACGCACCAGCACCUACUUCAGUGACUACCAAGUGAUGCUUCGAUUCUGGUCAGACUUUGGCUUUACGAUACUGUUCUCAUACCUCAUGCACAUUCUCAUCGAAGCGCCAUUUGCCAGCCUGUUGAGCAUUCUGUUGCCAGCAAAGAGGCCUAAUCCUCCGCCAGCGGCUGUCAUUGAGGCCAAGAUUGCUGAAGUUGAAACAACACCCGACGAAUCUCCAGUAGAGAAGCCUGCGGAAGUGAAAUCCGAUACAUCUGAGGAGGUGGCUGGGACUCGCCCCGAAGAUAAUUCAGUUUAAGCAUAAGUCUUAAGUACUUUUUAUAUCAAACUACUUUUUUCGUAGCCAUUGAACUUGUAUUUAAAAAAAUUUUGUUAACGCUAUACAGUAAACCAUUUUUAAGGCCAUUACUUU